AUGGGUAAGCAAGUUGGAUACAAUGCCAAAGGUGUGCUACUGAUGAUGCUGAGCUUAGCGCUCACCUUCUUCCUUCCACAUGUGGAAACUAAGGUGUACAUUGCUCAGAUGAGUUCGCGAGUGGUGUCCACCCGAUUUGGACAGGUCAGAGGGGCUCUUGUGGAAUUCGAGAAGGAUCGGAACUUGAAACCCGUGGAGGCUUACCUGGGGCUACAAUACGCUUCAUUGUUAGGGGGCAGUCUGCGAUUUAUGCCACCCACGAGUCCUAUGGAGAAAUGGAACCGAAUUCGAGCGGUGAUGAAACACCGCAAAGUUUGUCCUCAGAGGCAACUGGACGAGCGAGAACUGGAGAAGACCUUACCCAAGGGGCGGGUGAGACACCUGGCCAGUAUAUCGGCCUUUAUACGGGAGCAGACAGAGGACUGCCUUAACCUGAACCUAUAUGUACCCACCCGAGACAAUUUUGAUUGGAUAACAGCCACAACUAGUUCCCCCCGAGGCAAGAUGGCGGAUAUAUUAUCAUCGGUAGUAAAUGCUGGGCGACAGAUAAUUUUAACUACAGUCCUGGAGGGCUUCGACAUGGAACAGUUAGAGAUUAAAACCUUACUGAGAGUGCCUGGAGAAAGCAAAUGA
Messenger RNA from Liolophura sinensis, 633 nucleotides. Its product is annotated as neuroligin-4, X-linked-like. Lineage: Eukaryota; Metazoa; Mollusca; Polyplacophora; Chitonida; Chitonidae. The transcript is spliced from 2 exons. The record is from RefSeq and is a predicted model, not a curated record. The coding region runs from base 1 to 633 and encodes 210 amino acids.